Drosophila bipectinata is the source of this 1490-nucleotide messenger RNA. RefSeq lists its product as uncharacterized. The record is from RefSeq and is a predicted model, not a curated record. Lineage: Eukaryota; Metazoa; Arthropoda; Insecta; Diptera; Drosophilidae.
UGGCCCCGCCAAGAUUAAUAUUCCUAGGUCAUUUAAGUAAGUGAGAGAGACGCCGGCUAUUCUAUUAUCUUGAGAAUUUUGCCCAUACAAGGAAAUUAUUCAAUUGCCGCCCAUGACGAAGCAACUUGUCGCGAGAUCAUUAUUAUCACCACGUACCCCUGUGCCAUUCAUAUAUAAGAGCUGCGCCCCUGACUACAGAUAUCACAAUCAGAAACCCCUAGUAGAUCAAGAUCACUAUGCCAGAGGAGAGCUCCCACCCGGCGCCGAAAUGGCUCACUCGCGAAUACGUUCAAGAGAAACUGCGCGCCUACUUUAAGGACCAGUCACUCGAGCUAGAGAAAUUAGAGGUCAAGCCAGCCAUUCCGAAUGGUGAGAACUACGCCAGUGUGAUGACUCGAGUCAAUGUGGAGUACACCACAAAGGGUUCCAAGGACAAGCUUGCUACGAACUUCCUGUUGAAGACUACGUUUGCCGAAAAAGAUCCAGCCGCCCACGUACUGGUUCACUAUGGCAUCUACACCCGCGAGAUGGACAUGUACGAGAAGAUACUGCCUCAGCUGGCGGGUAUUAUUAAGUCCGAACUGAACGAUUCGAGAAAGCUUUUCGCAGGGACUGUCAGCGUAGAUCGCGAGAAAGACUCGAUUAUGUUUGAGAAUCUGUCCCUGGAAAACUACAAGGUAAUGUGCCGUCUUAAGAAACUGGACCUGGUGCACACUCAUCUGGCGCUGGAAAAACUUGCUAGUUUCCAUGCGGCGGCUGCGGCUCUCGCAAGUCGAACACCGGGAAUCUUUGAAAAGAACUUCGAUCGCGGCUUUUUCAAUAAAUCCGUCCGAGCCUAUCAGCCUAUUAUGAGGAAUCUUUUGCAAGCUCUUUCCCGGUCCUUGGAAUUGAAUAGCGAUCUAAAGGAGCGCUACCAGGCCAAAAUUGAUCGCCUUGUCGACUUUGUAAUGGACUACGGAGAGCAGUCCACUUCUAUAAACCCAGGGGAUUUCGUAACUCUUUGCCACGGUGAUCUUUGGACGACUAAUUUGAUGUUCCAACACGAUGAACAAGGACAUCCAACCAACGCCAUCUUUAUCGACUUCCAGUUUAGUGUGUGGAACUCCCCGGCCAUCGAUCUUCACUACUUUUUCUCUACCUCGAUUUAUGAGAACCUGCGCCUGGAGAAGCAGUCGGAGUUGGUUCAAUUCUACUACUACAAGCUGGCCGAUGCAUUGAAAAAGGUCAAGUACUCCGGCAAGGUUCCCAGUUUGUUUGAGUUCCAGCAACAAUUCAGGGCCAGAGCCUUCUAUGCCGUUUUUUCAUCGCUGAUUUUUGAGCCUACAAUGGUUUACAAUGGCAAGGAAGAGGCGUCCAUGGAACAGAUACUGUCCACUUCAGAAAAGGCAAUGCGGUUCAAGGAUUCGGCUUAUCAGGCACCAGAAAUUCUAGAAAAAAUGAAAAAUACCCUUCCCUUUCUAGAUCAUUUGGGCUUAUUAGAUGAAAUGUGA